UCGUAUAUAACGAAUGCUUACUCUCCAUGCCAUACCAGUCCGUCCAAUCGCAGCUCGUCAAGAAUCUAUCGGGACCUACGGCCAACCCAGUCUCACGAUAUUGAGGAGCCGGGCACCAUGUCGUCACCCGAGAUUGCGCAGGUAAACAGCCGCCGAGCCCACAUAGGCAUAGUCGGCGCUGGCCUUGCCGGCCUUCGCUGCGCAGACAUUCUGCUGCAGAAGGGCUUCGAGGUCACCGUAGUCGAGGGUCGCGAUCGUGUCGGCGGUCGUAUGCAUCAGGAGAAGCUGCCCAACGGACACUGGGUGGACAUGGGACCUAACUGGAUACACGGGACCGAGGACAAUCCUAUGCUUGACCUCGCCAAGAAGACAGGUGUCGAGACUGGAUUGUGCGAUGACAAUACAAAUGUCUUUGACGACACCGGGCGUCUCUUGGCCCUCGAGAAGGGCGAGGCGUAUUCGACCAUCAUGUGGGAAAUUAUCGGGGACGCAUUCAAGCACGCAGAAGAGAAAUCGGAUGAUAUAGGCUCGGAGGAAAGCCUGUAUGACUUCUUCCUCGAAAGGGUCGUCACCAAGGUCCCCGAGACAGAGGAAGAUUGGCGGAGAAAACGGCAGAUUGUUAUGCACCUGUCCGAAGCCUGGAGCGCAUAUAUCGGUACCCACGUUACCAAGCAGAGUCUCAGGUUUCUAUGGCUGGAGGAGUGCAUCGAAGGAGAGAAUCUGUUCUGCGCGGGGACAUACAGAAAGGUACUCGAACACGUUGCCAAGCCAGCGCUGUCGGGAGCCGACAUGAUAUUAGGCACAGUGGCCGACAAGAUCACGUACCGAACCGACCCGCAAGACCGCGUCAAGAUUGACACGAGCGAUGGCCGACGCCUCGAGUUUGAUCACGUUGUCGUCACAUCGCCCCUUGGCUGGCUAAAACAGCACCUGGAUGCAUUUGAGCCCGCUCUACCUGCGCGCUUGAUCCAGGCCAUCAACUCCAUCGGAUACGGCAGCCUCGAGAAGGUGACCGGUAAUAUCGAGCAGGUCUAUAUAACCUUUCCAGAGGCAUUUUGGCACCCAAAGAACGAUACGGAAGCCAAGGUGAAGGGCUUCAUUCAAUGGCUGUCCCCCAACUACGCCCCCGAUACGAACCCGUAUCGGUGGAACCAAGAGGCGGUCGAGUUGGCCAACCUGGGUCCCGAGACUUCGCACUCGACGAUACUUUUCUACACCUACGGUGAUCAGUCAGCCUACAUCACCUCCAAGCUCUCGGACAAGGAUGAGGCCGAAAAGAGACGAUUCCUCGCCGACUUUUUCGAACCGUACUACACCCGGCUACCUGGCUAUGUCGAGGGGGAACCGCGCUGCCAGCCAAUCAGCUUCCUGGCAACGAAUUGGCUGAGCGAUGAGCUGGCUGGCCAUGGGAGCUACAGCAAUUUCCAGGUAGGCCUCACGGAGGCGGAUGAAGACAUCGAGACGAUGCGGUACGGUAUUCCCGAGAAGGGGCUGUGGCUGGCGGGGGAGCAUACGGCACCGUUUGUCGCACUUGCGACUGCGACGGGAGCAUAUUGGAGCGGUGAGUCGGUGGGAAAGAGGAUAGCGGAGAUGUAUUCUGCGACGUCGUCGGAGCCGUAG
Geosmithia morbida is the source of this 1620-nucleotide messenger RNA. RefSeq names its product NADPH-dependent 2,4-dienoyl-CoA reductase, sulfur reductase. The transcript is spliced from 3 exons. The record is from RefSeq and is a predicted model, not a curated record. The annotation marks the transcript as partial. Gene Ontology annotation, molecular function: oxidoreductase activity. NCBI's taxonomy places the organism in Eukaryota, Fungi, Ascomycota, Sordariomycetes, Hypocreales, Bionectriaceae.